Messenger RNA from Strongyloides ratti, 897 nucleotides. Its product is annotated as CAP domain-containing protein. The record is from RefSeq and is a predicted model, not a curated record. Lineage: Eukaryota; Metazoa; Nematoda; Chromadorea; Rhabditida; Strongyloididae. Bases 1 to 897 code for a protein of 298 amino acids. The transcript has 2 exons.
AUGAAAUUUUUAUUAUUCGUAUCAAUUUUUAUACCAUUAGUAAUAUCCUCAAUUUUAUCUAAAAAAAAAGAAGUACUAAAGUUUGAGGAUGAUACUACUUUAUACUAUUACACAGCUAAUUUAAAGAGAGUUUAUGCAUGCAAGGGUUAUUUAUUUUAUAAUGAAACAAAAGCGAUAUUAUUUCAAGAUAAAAUAUUCGACAAUUAUAAAAAAAUUAAAAGCAAAUCUACACCAGAUGGAGGAUAUAAAAAUAAAUUUCAAAAGUUGAAAUAUAAAUAUUUAAUUGGAGAAAAAAGAGCAGGAAAUUUUUAUGAAAUAAAUCCUUUUGUAGAAAGAUUUAGACAAAAAGCAUGGCCUAAAUGUUAUGAAUGUUUUAAAAAACUUGGUGAAUCAGAUUUUAGAUGUUUUAUGUUGAAAGAAUUAAACUAUUAUAGAAAACUACAUGGUAUAGCUAAAGUUUCUUAUCAUUCAAAAUAUAAUACCUAUGCUAAAGGGGAAGCAAAAAAAUUUUUAAAGACUAAUAAAUAUUCUAGUUGUGUUAAUCAAACUAAAUUUAAGUGCGUUUAUUUGCCAAUACCAGCAGGUUUUGCUCAUACAGUUAUCAGUACAUUAUAUGAAAAAUUAUUGGCAUUUUAUAAUUGGGAAAAGAAUGUUUAUAAAUCAAAAUUAGAUACAGCAAUACAUUUAAUUUGGAAAAAAUUAAGAUAUAUUGGUGUUGGUUUUGCCCAAAAAGAUGGCUAUCUUAAUAUAUUUUUAACAUUUUCAUCUAAAGUUAAAAAUGAUAAAGACUACAAAAAAAACAUUCGACCAAUCUUGAAGAAAUAUAUUAAGCUUUAUGGAAAAUUACCUAGAAAAAAUAAAUUUGCAUACAAUUAUGAUGAUUCCCUUGCAGAAUAA